Messenger RNA from Miscanthus lutarioriparius, 843 nucleotides. Lineage: Eukaryota; Viridiplantae; Streptophyta; Magnoliopsida; Poales; Poaceae. The record is from the annotation of a GenBank genome assembly.
AUGGCGGGUCCGUCUCCGGCGGCGAUGGACGCCUGGUGGGACGACGUGAACAACUCCACGCUGUGGCAGGACCGCACCUUCCACGCCCUCGCCGCGCUCUACGGCGUCAUUGCAGUCGUAGCCCUAGUCCAACUGAUAAGAAUCGAGUGCCGGGUUCCUGAGUAUGGGUGGACAACACAGAAGGUGUUCCAUUUCCUAAAUGUCAUUGUCAAUGGUGUGAGGUCAACCGUGUUUGUACUGCGGCGGAAUGUGCAACUUGUACACCCUGAGAUAUUUCAACAUGUGCUUAUUGAUUUGCCUGGCCUAGCAUUCUUCACGACCUACGCUCUGCUAGUGCUCUUCUGGGCUGAGAUUUACUAUCAGGCACGUGCAGUGUCGACCGGUGGGCUCCGGCCAGCUUUCUAUACAAUCAAUGGAAUGAUCUAUGUCAUUCAGAUACUACUGUGGCUGCUCAUGUGGUGGAAACCAGUUCAAGCCGUGGUAAUUUUGUCAAAGAUGUUCUUUGCAGCUACAUCCUUAUUUGCUGCCUUUGGUUUCCUUCUCUAUGGUGGGAGGCUAUUCCUUAUGUUGCAGCGUUUCCCUGUUGAGUCAAAAGGUCGUCGGAAAAAGUUGAAUGAGGUUGGCUAUGUGACCACCAUUUGCUUUGGUUGCUUCUUGAUCAGAUGCAUAAUGAUGUGCUUAAGUGCAUUUAAUAAAGAUGCUGACCUUGAUGUUCUGAACCAUCCAAUCCUGAACUUCUUUUACUACUUGCUGGUUGAGAUUGUACCAUCGUCUUUGGUGCUGUUCAUCUUAAGAAAACUGCCACCAAAAUGUGGGAUUGCGCAGUACCAUCCAAUCCAUUAG